CAAACAUUAACAAACAACCUUCGGAUAUCACAAGUCCUUCCUACAUCAAGAUCAUCACGGCAAAGUUACUCUCCGACAUUUCACAUAUCAAAUAAUCCUUUCAAUAUACGAUUUUCGACUAAUGCUUUGAAUAGUUUUUUUGUAUCACUUGUCAAACGAAUGCCAAAUGUUUGGAAAAUAUGGUUUAGUAUUGGAGUAUUAGUGGGCAUUGUGACUUUCUUCUUUGGCAUUGGGAUCAUGGUUGUGGCUAGUUGGAAACUUUUAAUUGGGAUACUUGAAUUACUUGGAUUAAGUUGGACAGGUGAGGCAGAAAAUAUAUCAUCGAAUAUAAUAAAUAAAAGGAGCUUUGAAGAACAUGUUCGACACGACGUAAAUGAUGAAAAUAACCAAGUAUUUAUUCCUGUG
Racocetra persica is the source of this 405-nucleotide messenger RNA. The record is from the annotation of a GenBank genome assembly. NCBI's taxonomy places the organism in Eukaryota, Fungi, Glomeromycota, Glomeromycetes, Diversisporales, Gigasporaceae.